This is a messenger RNA of Caenorhabditis bovis, 558 nucleotides long. NCBI's taxonomy places the organism in Eukaryota, Metazoa, Nematoda, Chromadorea, Rhabditida, Rhabditidae. The record is from the annotation of a GenBank genome assembly.
AUGAUCAACCGUUGGGAUGGGCUGCCAUUGAGCAGCGCCGCUUCGAAUCCGACUCUUUAUGCACAGAACGCAGCGCUUGCUCCGGAUUCGAUAAUGUCGGCAGCUGGCGGGAGCACUGUCAACCAAAAUGUCGCAACUCUUCAGCAAAUGGGACAAGUCGCUGGAACAGGGCCAGACGAGGUUUUUCAGCAUGGCACCAUUGGAAAGUUUAUACGAAUGGAAUUGGAAGGUGGAUUUUCAUCAUUCGUUCGAUGUAUUUAUGAAGCGAAACGCACUAACAACAAUACAGUAACAUUAGUUUGCGAACGUGAUCAGGAAUGCUGUGAAAAUGGUUGCUGUCCUAAAGACCAACAUUGGAUGGUCGGUGUCUACGUUCUUCUCGCAUUUGUUCUUCUUGUUUUUGUUGUUGGAACAUGCUUAAUGAUUUGUUGCUAUCAACGUUCGAAAAAUCGAGAACGAAAAGAAGAACGAGAAGCUGUUGAAUACGGAAAUGGAGGCUACGCACCAUCACAGGUCGGAGGAAAUGCUUAUUCAUCAUAUGCUGGACCCACCUAUUAG